AUGUUGCAGAAAAAAUUAAUUGUACCACUACAGGUCAAAAUAUUACCAGCAAUUAGCAGGAGAUCACAUCAAUCAUCUUUUCAAAGUAUCGUACACAAAAUUUCCAUACAAAAUAAACAGCAGAAUCAUGGAAUAUCAUUCAAAACCACCAAUGUACUUACAACCAAAUGUAAUUUUGUUACUUGCACUUCACGUUCGUACUCCACAUUUACAUCACACGGAAAUGACACCACAACUGCUAGUAAAAAACCAAAAAAAUCAAUAUGGAAACAAAUUAAAAAAUUCACUACAUUCACUGCCUCUAGUGCCUUGGUAAUAGGUGCCCUCUCUUUAGCCACAAUAGUUUUAUAUUUAAUCAUUAGCGAAUUAUUUUUACCCUCUGGUGACACCCAAAUUUUUAAUCGCGCAGUCAAUUUGAUUGAAGCUGACGAAGUGUCCAGAAAAUUACUACAGUGUAAUGAUCAUAUAGGGGAAGAUAAAAGGGAAAACAGAGAGCGUCUAAAGGCUUACGGAGAAACUAUUUCUGAUAAUAGAUGGGCUAGAAAUAGACCUGUUCAAUCUACAAGAACUGUUGGCCAAGAUGGCAAAGAACUUUUUUUUUUAAGGUUUCACGUUGAAUCUAAUAAAAAGAUAGGUACUGUGACUUUGGAGGCUAAAGAAUCCAAUGAACAUUAUCAGCCAGACUUUGUGUUUCUGUGCUUGGAUGUUCCUGGUGAAAAAAGACAUUAUUUGAUUAGACCAAUUCCCCAAUUUGUACCAAAACCUAAAGGUACUGGAUUUUUGGGAUUGUCAUGGGGCCCAAAGAAAUAA
Messenger RNA from Saccharomycodes ludwigii, 810 nucleotides. RefSeq names its product Tim21p (gene TIM21). Lineage: Eukaryota; Fungi; Ascomycota; Saccharomycetes; Saccharomycodales; Saccharomycodaceae. Gene Ontology annotation, biological process: protein import into mitochondrial matrix. The transcript has a single exon. Gene Ontology annotation, cellular component: TIM23 mitochondrial import inner membrane translocase complex. The record is from RefSeq and is a predicted model, not a curated record. Bases 1 to 810 code for a protein of 269 amino acids.